AUGUAGCAUGCAUAUUAAAGCAAGGAAACUAUCAUGUUUCUGAUUAGGAUGCAUCAAAACAUGUUCAUGCCACAUAUAAAUAUCAGUAUACCUGAGCCAGGAAAACAAACGUUCACAAGCCUUCAACUAAGACUGUAAGAAUCUACCCUGAGCGAAAUGGCUAGAGCAUUAGUGCUGUUGUCGGUGGUGCUGGUUAGUUUGUUGGUGAACCAGGGGACGGCCUCAGAGAACCAGCGGCUCUUCAACAACGCAGUCAUACGUGUUCAACACCUGCACCAGCUGGCUGCAAAAAUGAUUAACGACUUUGAGGACAACCUGUUGCCUGAGGAACGCAGACAGCUGAGUAAAAUCUUUCCUCUGUCUUUCUGCAACUCUGACUCAAUUGAGGCGCCCACUGGAAAAGAUGAAACGCAGAAGAGCUCUAUGUUGAAGCUCCUUCGCAUCUCUUUCCGCCUCAUUGAGUCCUGGGAGUUCCCCAGCCAGACCCUGAGCGGAGCCGUCUCAAACAGUCUGACCGUCGGGAACCCCAACCAGAUCACUGAGAAGCUGGCCGACUUGAAAGUGGGCAUCAGCGUGCUCAUCAAGGGAUGUCUGGAUGGUCAACCAAACAUGGAUGAUAACGACUCCCUGCCACUGCCUUUUGAGGAUUUCUACUUGACCAUGGGGGAGAGCAGCCUCAGAGAGAGCUUUCGUCUUCUGGCUUGCUUCAAGAAGGACAUGCACAAGGUGGAAACUUACCUGAGGGUUGCGAAUUGCAGGAGAUCCCUGGAUUCAAACUGCACCCUGUAGAUGGCGCCAAUGUAUUGCUAGCCAAAGCCUGUGACACACUUUGCUGCAAAUCUAAAACCAAUUUAAGUCCUCAAAAUCUCCUAAUAUAAUUAUUAUCUGGUCUUAUAUAUGCAGGAAAUGUCAACCAGGCAUGGCUAGGUCUGUUCUCUAGUUCCCUCCCAUAUCUAAACCCAACACUAUUGUAUUUAUUCUUCUCAUUGGGGAGUGCUCGUAAAUUAAAGAUAUUAAGAUCUGAUUUAACAUUUCACAGUGGUGCUAAGCAAUAUAUGGCAAUAUAUUUUCAAAUGUGCCCAAAUCGCUUUGACUCUAGUAUUUUAUGGCUCCAAAAAUGGCUAAAGAUGCCUUUUGUCGAAACUGUCAUUUGGAUGGAUGGGUUCACUCUCAACCAAGUGUAUGAAUGUAAACAUUUGUCUGUCUGAUAGAUUAUGUCCAUAUUAUUAGCUCAUGCUGUUCUCUUGAAGCUGUGUGUCUUUAUCCAUUAAAUUUCUAAACUGCA
Messenger RNA from Ctenopharyngodon idella (grass carp), 1285 nucleotides. It is a transcript of the gene gh1, whose product is annotated as growth hormone 1. The record is from RefSeq and is a predicted model, not a curated record. NCBI's taxonomy places the organism in Eukaryota, Metazoa, Chordata, Actinopteri, Cypriniformes, Xenocyprididae. Gene Ontology annotation, biological process: animal organ development; growth hormone receptor signaling pathway; positive regulation of growth. Gene Ontology annotation, cellular component: extracellular region. Gene Ontology annotation, molecular function: growth hormone receptor binding; growth hormone activity. The transcript has 5 exons. Bases 157 to 789 code for a protein of 210 amino acids.